GCGCCGCCCCGGGCCGCUUCCUGGAAACCGUUGCUCGGCAACCGCGGGGCCCUUAGCAACGUCGCCGUUUGAGAAGCCCUUUUCUCGCUUUGGGACCAUGCCGGUGUGGGUGCGCGACUACAGCUGGGAGCAGACGCCUGAAGCGGUUUAUUUGACGGUCCCCGUCCGGAAGGGCGGCCGCCUCCGAGCCUCCGACGUCUUCUGCUCCGGACAGUUAGUCAAGGUGAGCUCCCCUCCGUUCCUCUUCGAGGCCUUACUCUGGGCGCCCAUCGACAAUGCGCGAAGCACUGCCAAGGUGGAGGAGGGCUGUGUCUCCUUCACCCUCUACAAAAGGGAGCCCGGCCCCUGGGAGUCCCUUCUCAUGGAGGGAGGGGACAAAGCGGAGCGGCAGAGUGUCCGGGAAGAGGCAGUGCGCAAGGCCCAGGAAGAGGCCGCGGCCGAGGCCAAAGCCAAAGCGACUCGGAAGCGGGAGCGGGGCCACUUCACUCUGGAUGCCACAAUGAAGCUGGAAGAGGCAGAAAGGAAACGAAUAGAAGAUUGCAAAGAAGAGGAGCGAAGGAAAGCCAAUGCGGAGAUUGAGAGGUGGAAGAAGCAGAAGGAGAGGCUGAAGGAGGCUCGAGGAGAGCAAAAGACGCAUCACGAAAAGAGGAAGAGCCCAGAGACAGGGAAAGCGAAGUCUUUCCAUAGAAACAAGACGGACGGAGGAAUAAACUCAGGCAAUAUGUUUUUGGAGAAGCUGAAGGCAGAGGCCCUGCCUGCCCCGCGUCCGGCCGGGAGCAUCGAGGUCGCCUUCACCCCUCGCGCCUUCCCCACGGCCAGCAGGGAGUCCCGCGCCCCCGAAGAAGAGGAGUGGCUGCGCAAGCAAGCAGAGGCCCGACGCAUGAUUGACGCCGACGCUGCAGAGAUCGAGGAUUUACGAGAAGAGGAGAAAGACCCCGACUGGCUGAAAGACAAGGGCAACAAAAUGUUUGCAACGGGGAACUACCUGGCGGCGGUCAAUGCUUACAAUUUGGCGAUUCGCAUCAACAGCCGGAUCCCGGUCUUGUACCUGAACAGAGCUGCCUCCCACCUGAGGCUGAGGAACCUGCACAAGGCCAUCGAAGAUGCCUCCAAGGCUUUGGAUUUAUUGACUCCUCCCGUCCCUGACAACGCAAAGGCCAGAGCGAAGGCUCACGUCCGGCGUGGGACGGCCUUCUGCGAACUGGAAUUGUAUGCCGAAGGCCUCCAAGAUUACAUGGCCGCGCUAAAAAUCGAGCCUUCCAAUAAAAAUCUGGAGGAAGAUGCGGAAAGGAUUCGACACAUAAUUCAAGGGCAGGAGUGAUUCUGGGGACGCGCCAUGCUGACGGGGGUCCUCGGGGGGCCUUUCUCCUCGUUAUAAGUGGCUCUUAUGGCUCUCGUGAGGAGAGGAAGAGCUGGAACUGAUUUCCAGAAAUGAUUCUCUGUAGAAAAUAUUUCCAUUUUUUAAUAAUUUAAUACUUUUCUCAAUAAACAAAGUAGAGGAAAUUCUCAGGAAAA
Molecule: messenger RNA, 1515 nt
Organism: Anolis carolinensis (green anole)
Lineage: Eukaryota; Metazoa; Chordata; Lepidosauria; Squamata; Anolidae
Gene: dnaaf4
Product: dynein axonemal assembly factor 4
Exons: 9
Coding region: 98-1321 (407 amino acids)
Biological process (GO): outer dynein arm assembly; heart development; inner dynein arm assembly
Molecular function (GO): nuclear estrogen receptor binding
Source: RefSeq, a predicted model, not a curated record